UUCACAACUUGUCAAUGCAACCUACCAUCUUGUACCAUUAAAUAUCCACAUAACAACUUUCAUAGACAUCACAAAAAUCUCUCCAAUGGCUAAAACUAGCAAUCUUGAAAAUCAUGACCAAGAGAAGGUAGCUGUAGUAAUGGUGCCACUUCCAGCACAAGGUCAUCUGAACCAACUCCUCCACCUCUCGCGGCUCAUCUCCGCCUAUCACCUCCCACUCCAUUACGUCGGAACCACCACUCACACCCGUCAAGCAAAAAUUCGAGUUCAAGGGUGGGACCCACAUUCCAUAUCUAACAUUCAUUUUCACGAAUUUUCCACCCCAUCUUGUGAAAUUCCACCUCCUAAUCCACAAUCCUCAACCAAAUUUCCAUCCCAACUUAUGCCAUCUUUUCAUGCCACGUGUCAUCUCCGCGACCCAAUCACUUCUCUUUUACGUGAACUCGCGAGGUGCAACAAACGAGUGAUAGUUAUUUAUGAUUCUUUAAUAGCUUGGGUCCUUCAAGAUGCACCUUUUAUAGCAAAUGUUGAGUGCUAUAGCUUUCGUAGCAUCUCAGCUCUUAAUAUUCACUCACUCGCCCUGGAAUUUGCUGGAAAAUCUACUGAGCCAAACCUUCCUUCAAUAGAAGGCUGCUUUACCCAAGAAUUCUCAGAAUUUUCCAGAGUACAAACAGAGUUCAGGGAACUUGUUAACUCUGGCGAUUUAUACAAUUCUUGCUAUGAAAUUGAAGGAUUGUAUCUUGAUUUGCUUGCAAAAGAAAAAUCUGCAAGUCAUAAACAAUGGGCUGUUGGUCCAUUAAAUCCAGUGAUACCAUAUGACAAAAAAGAUUCAAAUAAACGCCAUAAAUGCCUCGAGUGGCUCGACAAACAAGAACCAAAUUCUGUCAUUUUUGUGUCUUUUGGUACAACAACUUCACUUUCAGAUAAUGAAAUUGAAGAGCUAGCAAUUGGGUUGGAACAAAGGCAGCAAAAGUUCAUAUGGGUAUUGAGAGAUGCAGAUAAAGGCGAUAUUUUUACAGGGGAUGUUAGAAAAGUUGAGUUACCAAAAGGGUAUGAAGAAAGAGUGAUAGGAAGAGGACUUAUAGUGAGAGACUGGGCUCCACAAUUGGAAAUUUUGGGACAUUUAUCGACAGGCGGAUUCAUGAGUCAUUGUGGAUGGAAUUCUUGCAUGGAAAGUAUUUCAAUGGGAGUGCCAAUAAUAGCUUGGCCAAUGCAUUCGGAUCAGCCAAGAAAUGCGUUUUUGGUGACGAAUGUGUUGAAAAUUGGCGUAGUGCUGAAGGAUUGGGCACUCAGAGAAGAGUUGGUGACUUCAGUUAUGGUAGAAGAAUGUGUUAAAAGAUUGAUGGAUUCAGUAGAAGGAGAUAAGAUGAGAGAAAGGGCUGUAGAGUUGAGGCAAUCUGUUGUAGAUGGCGGUGGCAGUCACAAGGAGAUGGACUCUUUCAUCACACACAUCACAAGAUAAAAAAUUACUGUAGUUAUUUAUGCAGUAAAUAUAACUUGAUGUUAUUUGAACCUGUUUCAUGUUGUGCCACAAAGAGUGUAGAAUUUUGUUUUACUUUUACUUUGUCAAGGUUAAAUGAACAAAGCACAAGCGUCAAUGUUUUCGCUUUCUUUAUUAA
Messenger RNA from Nicotiana tabacum (common tobacco), 1619 nucleotides. RefSeq names its product zeatin O-glucosyltransferase. NCBI's taxonomy places the organism in Eukaryota, Viridiplantae, Streptophyta, Magnoliopsida, Solanales, Solanaceae. Gene Ontology annotation, molecular function: UDP-glycosyltransferase activity. The record is from RefSeq and is a predicted model, not a curated record.